AUGCUUCCUCUCACACUUCUUCUAACCUUGGCUGCCGCCGAGUACAUCACUGAAACCAAUGUUAGAACGCACAUCACCACCUUGACAUCAUGUGCUAACAAUGGUUGCAACAAAGGCGAAUCUCCUGAAGAAGUUCAAACCCUUACCAGUACUUUGGUUGACUGGGAGACCACCACCUGGUGUCCAGAGUCUGAGACUACUGAGCAAGGCAUCCCUGAGACUUCUGUUGAGGUACCACCUAUGGAACCACCCAUUGAAACCCAACCUGAUACUCCUCCUGAAGCAACAACUGACUGUGACACUACACCCAACGAGCCACCAGUUGAAACUGCCACUGAGCCAUGUGAGGGUUGUGAAACUCCUGACACAUACACUGAAACCACCUCGUGUGAGACGCCACUUGAGACGCCAGAGACUGAGACUACUCCUUGCGAGACUAUCGAGACACCUAUUGAGACUGUUGACACUGAAACAUUUUCAAUCGAGACACCCGUUGAGACUGGUGGUACCACUUCGUGCGAGACUGAGACUUUUGAGACCGAGACUUUCGAAACUGGCACCACUUCAUGUGAUACCGAGACCUUCGAAACUGGCACCACCUCUUGUGAAACCGAGACUUUCGAAACCGAGACCACUUCUUGUGACACCUUCAGCGAGCCUGAUGUGACGCCUUUCGAUGAGACAUCUACUGGAGAGACAUUCUCUGAGGGCACUACCAUCUCAAGCAGUUUCAGCACUGGAAUCACUUCUGAAACAACCGAGGAGACCACCUCCGAGUUUACUUCUGAGACCAUUCUGACUUUUGAAACUUCCGAGUCGAGUUCUACUGAGACCGAAGUCACAUCCUCCAUCGAGAUUCCUUCAUCUUAUGGUAUUCCAGAGACUUCUUCAGCUCCAGAGGUUUCCACAUCUGAGUCUUCUUCCGAGUCUUCUACAACUGAGUCCUCGACUUCAGAGUCUUCCACUUCUGAGUCCUCGACUACUGAAUCAUCCUCAACUGAGUCUUCUUCAACUGAAUCGUCUUCAACUGAGUCGUCUUCAACCGAAUCUUUUACAACUGAGACAUCUUCCACCGAGUCCUCAACCUCAGAGUCUUCUACAAACCCUGGUACAUCUUCUGCACCAGAGACUUCGUCGGAGCAGACAUCCUCCAAUCCUGAAACAUCAUCCGAAUCAACCACUUCUUCGUCGACCUCAACUUCAGUGCAGCCAGUUCCAUCGACUUCAACGGUGCCUCCAGUGACGAUCACCCUGACCAUCCCAUGCAAAAAGUGUGAAGGCGGAAUCACUGUUUCAACGUUCACCAGCACGGUCCCUCCUCCAGAACCUAACACUGUCGUUACCACUGAAACCGAGUCUUGUCUGACCGAUGUUCCAGAAACUGAAACCACUCCUGAAACCACGCCUGAAACUACACCAAAAUCAUCGAAGCCUCUGACUUCCACCGAGAGUACCCCAGCUGAAUCGAAGCCAACUCCCGAAGAGUCCACUCCGGUCGAAUCGCAACCAGUUCCUGAAGAGUCUACUCCUGUUGAGACCACUCCAGCUGAAACCACUCCAGCUGAAACCACCCCAAAGCUGAAGACAACAUCCAACACCACUCCAAAGGCGUCCACACCAAAGGCUUCUACUCCAGCUGAACCAACUUCUGAGACGACCUCUUCCACCAAGCCUGACACCUCAACGAAGCCCAAGGAGACCCCAGCCGAGUCUACCCCAGUGGAAUCCCAGCCAGCCGAGUCAACUCCAGAAAAGCCAAAGACCCCUGGUACAACUUCUGAAACACCCGCUGAGACAACACCUGCCGAGACAUCUCCAGAGGAGCCUACCCCAGAAACCCCAGAGACUCCAGCUGAAACAACCCCACAAGAAACUACGCCAGCUGAAACCACUCCACAAGAAACAACCCCAGCUGAAACUACUCCCAACAACGAAACUCCAGAAAAGCCACAAUCUGAAACUCCAGAGACAAACACCCCAGACGAACCAACCACAUCCUUGACCACCAGCAUCACACUGACCCACUACGUUCCCAACGAGACUGGCCAUGAAACCGGCAAGACUGAAACUGAAACUAGACACAGUGAAACCGGCCAUUCUGGAACCCACCACUCUGAAACUGGCAAUACCGAGAAACCAAACACCUCCACCUACUCUGAGCCUCAGCCUGAUGCUACUGAAACACCCACUACCCAGAAACCAUCUUCGUUGAAGGGAGAGGAGACUACCGACUCGUUCACCCCAUCUACAUUGACUAGUGCUCCAGCUCCUAGCUGCACUGGAGAAGACUGUUGCACUGGAGAAGACUGUAACACUACAGUUUCUGUUCAAACUUCAAUCACCCACUCAGAAGGUCCAAGCAUUUCUUCAUGGGAAGGUGCUGCCUCUGGAAAAUCCAUUUCCUUGAUGGCCGUUGCCGCCUGGGUUUUCCUUCUUUAA
Molecule: messenger RNA, 2439 nt
Organism: Candidozyma pseudohaemuli
Lineage: Eukaryota; Fungi; Ascomycota; Pichiomycetes; Serinales; Metschnikowiaceae
Exons: 1
Coding region: 1-2439 (812 amino acids)
Source: RefSeq, a predicted model, not a curated record